Messenger RNA from Plectropomus leopardus (leopard coralgrouper), 601 nucleotides. NCBI's taxonomy places the organism in Eukaryota, Metazoa, Chordata, Actinopteri, Perciformes, Serranidae. The record is from RefSeq and is a predicted model, not a curated record.
ACGGACGACAGUGAUGCUCCGUCUGGAGAGAGGAGGAGGAGGAGCAGGAGGAGGAGGAGGAGGAGCUGUGUGUGUCUGUGGAGAGGCUACGGCAGCACGGAAGGGUCAAAAUGCAGCGAGUACAGGUGAAGGUGAUGAAGGUCGUGAAGGUGGUGAAGGUGGUGAAGGUCGUGAAGGUCGUGAAGGUCGUGAAGGUGUGUGCGCUCGCUGGCUUCGCUCUAAAAGUCUCUCCUCCAUCAUCCUGUCCGCUGUGGCCGACCUGCAGGAGGCGCUUACACACACAGGCUCCUCCCCUCCUGAUGUGACUUCAGCGGCUCGCUCCGCUUUGUCCCGCCUCCUGGAUCACCUGCUCGACCAAUCAGACGCGGCCUCCGGUGCGUCCCCCUGCAGAGUGGACGAGGACACGCUGAGCGGACGGCUGAGAGUCGGACUGAGCAGACUGACGCCUCUGCAGCCCGACAUCAAGGCCCUGGUGUCGACGCUCCAGCAGCACUUCCUGCUCUUCAGCCAACGGCUGCACUCGGCCGAGGUGGAGAGGCGGAGCCUGAGGCUGGAGGUCGCCAAUCUGAAGAGAGGACUGCGGCAGGAGAGAGAGGAGACG